AUGAAGAGGGUGGAGAAGCCAGAGGGAUACAGGCAAAUGAGGCCCAAAACAUUCCCUGCAAGCACAUAUACUGGCAAUAGCAGACAGAUGCUGCUGGAAAUCCGCGAAAGCCUCCGUCAUCUUCCUAAACCAUCAGAUGCUGCUAAGGUUGAACAACCUCCUGCCAAAACAGAGGAUCCAAGGCAAGGAAGGAACCCACCUAAGUUUGUCACAUAUCACAAAGCCCUGGCUGAGAUUCGCAAUUCCCUACAGCCUUUUGCAAAUUCCUCAAAUUCAACCCAGAGAGGAGGAAAUGAAGUCAAUAGAAAAAUGCUUCAUGAUCUGCAGACUGCCGGAUUUGAUGAGGAUAUGGUGGUACGAGCCUUACAGCAAACAAACAGUCGUAGCAUUGAAGCUGCAAUCGAGUUUAUGAGCUAUCAAGAGCCCUAUCGUGAACCACAAGUUGCUGCUGCAGCAAGACCCCUGAAUGCUGGCAUGAAACCUCCAGGCAACAUUCAGCAUUCUGUGAAUCGCAGACAGAGCUGGAAGGGUUCAAAGGAGUCCCUGGUUCCACAGCGACAC
This is a messenger RNA of Staurois parvus, 561 nucleotides long. NCBI's taxonomy places the organism in Eukaryota, Metazoa, Chordata, Amphibia, Anura, Ranidae. The record is from the annotation of a GenBank genome assembly.